Molecule: messenger RNA, 507 nt
Organism: Phycomyces blakesleeanus NRRL 1555(-)
Lineage: Eukaryota; Fungi; Mucoromycota; Mucoromycetes; Mucorales; Phycomycetaceae
Exons: 3
Coding region: 1-507 (168 amino acids)
Source: RefSeq, a predicted model, not a curated record
AUGAAUAAUACAGAUUAUACAAUUCUUCAGAUACUUCAGGGCAUGCAAGAAACACUUUUUGCAUUGCAAAAAGGCCAGGAAGAACUUCAGAUUAGACAAGACGCACUCAAGAAAGAUAUGAAUGGCCAAGAAAGCCCAGAGCCAGCAAUAGUACAUAAUAAUCUCAGUGGAGCAAUUCCAAGACCAGUACCAAAUAUCAAAGAUAUAACUUUGGUACAUAUCUACAGAAUGAUGAGCCACAAUCUCGGGGUUGAGCUGGAUAAAGGAAACAAGGCAAUCCUUCACUCUUGUACAGGCUUUGUCUGCGAUGAGCUGGCCACUCUUCCUUCUGUGCAAGCUCUGGGACAAUAUCCAAACUGGAGUACAAUUUCUCAAGAGAACAAGAACUGGGCGUGCACCAGACAUGCUUGUCUACUUAGAAGCAAUGGUAUAGACUUUACCAGAUGCCACAAAAACUGGGCAUCUGUUGCAAAGGUCAGCCAAUUAUGGAAAAACCGUAAAAAGUGA